CACCAUCACGGAGACGCGAGUGGGAGGCGCAAACUGCACGGAGCUGCACGCCGCCUCUCUAUAACCAGCAGCUCACACUCUCUCCCACUCCACUCUUCUCUCUCACUCCAACCUCUCCUCUUCCACUCCACUCCACUCCACGGACACUCAGCAAGCUCUGGAUGCCUCCAUGCAUGGACAACUUUUUCACUUCUUUUCCCAGGAUCUUCUCCACUGGAUUAUAACUUUUUAGAGACACAUUUACAAAAAAAAAUUAUAUUUUUUUGCGUGUACGUGGGUUUGUGUGACAAGUGCACUUCCCGUCUGCCUUGCUGGGAUUGUCCCACUUUGAGGAGUUAUGCUGAGCCGCUUCCCUGCAGAGGAGUAACAGGAGUUUUUGCAAGCUUAAACUGGAAGCAGAACCACCACCAGUUACUGGUUUCUCUCCCUGAGGGGAUGGUUGAGGGUCCUCGGGGGCCAGGAGCGACUUUGGGGCUCCUCCACGACUGCUUCGUCUCGUUUGGGGUUCAAACCAAAUUAAAAGGGAGAUGAGAGCCACAAUUUGUUACUUCCUGCUGUGGACGUCCUACAUGCUUCUGGCCACCGCUGAGGAAGUGCAGUUUCCACAGGAGCUGAUAGACAGACUGGCCCACAGUGAAAUCCACAGCAUCAGCGACCUCCAGCGGCUACUGGAUAUUGAGUCCGUAGGUACGGGAAACGAUGUUAUCGAGAGGCCCAAGCAUCACAAACACCACAACAACAACAACAACAACAACAACCAUCACCAUCCCAAGAACUACUCCCAUCACCCUGGUCACUACAGCGACCUGAAGAGCUCGCAGCUACACAGCCGUCGCAAGAGGAGCAUCGUCGAGGAGGCGGUCCCGGCGGUGUGCAAGACGCGAACGGUGAUCUACGAGAUCCCCAGGAGCCAGGUGGAUCCCACGUCGGCAAACUUCCUGAUAUGGCCGCCCUGUGUGGAGGUGAAGCGCUGCACGGGUUGCUGCAACACCAGCAACAUGCGCUGCCAGCCGUCCCGCAAGCACCACCGCACCGUUAAGGUGGCCAAGGUGGAGUACGUCAAGAGGAGGCCCAAGCUCAAAGAGGUCUUUGUACGGUUAGAAGACCACCUGGAGUGCGUGUGCACGUCGCAGCAUCACGUCGUGGAGCACUCCGAUGCAGAAACCGUGGACGUGAGGUGAGACCGAUGCAGAAAAAAAAAAAAAAAGGACGUCAGCGUGGGCGGGACUUCCUCCAUUCACCGCCACACUUCUUUGCUUCAAAGAACUUUUCCCUAAAGACAAGACUGAUGAAAAUAAACAAGACAAAUGAUGCCAAAGGUGCUUAAAAAAAAACUAUCCAUUGACUGAUAAGAGGAAGAGGAGGGGGGGAUGAUGACACCGUGGAGGCCAAAAGGGAUUUUUUUUUUCUGUGUGGGACAUUUGUUUGAACAAGACACACAAGAAUACGAUGAAAAGAAGCGGAUGACCUCCAGCUGGGUGUGCCCUCGAAAGAAAUGACUCUUGCAGGAAGGAGAACACCCCCCCCUCUCUCUUGUCCAUGUACAGUUUUGCAAACUACAAACUAUUUAUACGCUUUCUUAAAAGUGAAAGAACUGAAAGGACAUGUGGAGAUCCCUGUUUUGUCAUACUUGUUGUCCUAUUAUUAUUAUAAUUAUUAUUAUUAUUAUUACAGUGUAUCAAGUUAUGUGUAUGGUUUGGAUAUUUGUGCGCCAAGGAGGAGACGUGCAGGAAGAUGCUUUAUUUUUGUUAUGAAAUAUAUUAUACUUCCUUUUAUUCAAGCAGGAAUGUUUUUUUGUUGUCGUUGGUUAUUGAAUGUCUCUAUUUAAUCCAUUUGGAAAAGAUGCAAAAAAAAAAAAAAGGCAAUGAUUGUUGUGCAUAAUAAGUGCUCCUUAAUGCAUUUCACAUACACAAUAUACUUUAUCACUGUAACGCUGAUAAGGAUGAUGCCCACCCAGUCUGCUGUAGCGACAACACACACACACACACACACACAGAAAGAGAACAAAGUCCACCUUAAAGAGUGAAUGAAUAAGCAGAGCAAAUCGACAAGUGCAUGAAUGGGCUCCUUGUUUCCUCCUCACAAAGCCUUCCCACACACACACACUUUUCAAAAAGAGCCCAAAUCUGAUGGAACUAACUGAUAUUUUGUAAAAAGCAACAAUGGCGCUCUUCCACCGUGAGUACAAACAAGCUAGUUUUACACUGGCAAGCAUGAGCGAGUGACUGUAAACACAACAACAACAACAAGAAGAGAGCAUGGGACUGUAUCAGCCAGAGAGGAGACAAAGUCCACCUUGGGAAUCAACCAUCAUUUCAAUGGUGCUUUAUUUAUGUUGUCUCAGCACUGUUUGCUUUUUUUUUUAGCAAUCACAUCAGAUAAAAAUGUAAAAAAAAAAUGCCUUAAGAAUUUGUUGUUGUUUUUUUUUUUAAGAAAACAAAAAACUUUUCUAAUUUGGAUGAAGACAGCAAUAAUCAUAAUUUAUAUAUUUAUGUUCAACAAUAAACAUAUUUCUGCUCAUGAAACUUUCACAGAA
This is a messenger RNA of Doryrhamphus excisus (bluestripe pipefish), 2536 nucleotides long. It is a transcript of the gene pdgfab, whose product is annotated as platelet-derived growth factor alpha polypeptide b. The record is from RefSeq and is a predicted model, not a curated record. Gene Ontology annotation, molecular function: growth factor activity; platelet-derived growth factor receptor binding. NCBI's taxonomy places the organism in Eukaryota, Metazoa, Chordata, Actinopteri, Syngnathiformes, Syngnathidae. Gene Ontology annotation, biological process: positive regulation of phosphatidylinositol 3-kinase/protein kinase B signal transduction; positive regulation of cell migration; positive regulation of MAP kinase activity. Gene Ontology annotation, cellular component: membrane.